UUUUGUAGUAAAAAUAAAUCGUCAGUAGUGAUUCCUUUUUCGAUGAUGAAGUUGGAUUCAAACGUAGUUACCUAUGUGGAGCUUCACUUUGCAUUUUCAAUUGCUUACUGCUCCAACUCCAUAUUUCCUCCAACUUUCUUGUGGUUCAAUCAGAUUAACAUUUUGUUUUAUUUUUUCUGUGUAGAUUGUAGUUGUUAUGUUCUUCGUCUUCCUGAUUGACGCUUCAGUUCUGGUAGAAUGGAAGGACAAAAUGGCUGCAAUAACUCUGUACGAAUGCUCUCUCUGAACUUUGGUGCGAAUGUCAACAUUGUUUCCCAAGCACCUGGUGAUUUUACAAACCAUCACCAUGUUUUGUCUGCUGAUAGAAAUGUAAACCAAACCAACUUCCCCCACUUAACUGAGUGGACUCAGACUGCAAAAACGUCUCCAGCCUUUGUUGAGUUUAUUGCUGAAACUUCAAACUUUCCUCGAAAGGCAUCAACAAAAGAUCUGAUAGCAGUUGUUCCUAAUACUGUUCAAACUAUUAAUGGAGUCUCAGAGCUUCGUGGUGAGAUUUCAUACAAUCAUCUCGCAGGUUCAUACAGUUCAAAAUCCACUGAUUCACGGAACAAUGCACCUGGUAUUGUAUCCAAAUCACGUCCCAGUUCAUCAAGUCGACGAGGCUAUUCAGCUGAUCGUCAACGCAGGAUAAGGAUAGCUGAAAGACUUGAAGCAUUGCAGGAACUUCUUCCUGAGUCAUCAAAGGAAAAUCAAGCAUCUGCUCUAGACGAUGUCAUUGACCAUAUCAAGUACUUACAGCUUCAAAUAAAGGACUUAAGUCAGAGCAAAUUAGGAGGAGAAUCAUCUUCUGAGCCUUUCAUAUUCGUUGAGGGAUAUGGUCAUUACAUGAGCCAUCAAGAGAUGCAGAUUGAGCCUCUUGAGGAGAUGAUGGGAAAAUUGCUGGAAGUUGAUCCGUUAGCUGCAGCUCAACUGCUGGAGAACAAGGGUCUAUUCGUGAUGCCCAUGGAUUUUGUUGAAGGAUUAUGCUGAAGCAUAUGAUCACCCAUGGACAUUACUAUUUGCAACAAUUCAUUCUCGGUUAAUACUUCUGCUUCGUUAAGUCUCUUUGGCUUGUUAAUCACCUGAAAGAAAAGGCAAGCUGAGUAACGCUGAAAAAGGAUAAGUUUUGUUUGUCCGCGGCAUCUAGUUUGAAGUUGAAAAGCCUAUACUCAGAUAAAAGAAUAUCAUGUCUGUAAACUGAUCAAACUUACAUUACUUGUCAUAUGCCUGAAACUUAGCUCGUAUCAGGUAUGCGUGAGUAUGAAUCCAAAGCCUCAUGAAAACACAAAAGUGCUAGGAUUGCCAUGAACAUUACAUGACAGUUCCACUGUUAUAAUCACAAAA
Molecule: messenger RNA, 1383 nt
Organism: Benincasa hispida (wax gourd)
Lineage: Eukaryota; Viridiplantae; Streptophyta; Magnoliopsida; Cucurbitales; Cucurbitaceae
Product: transcription factor LRL3-like
Cellular component (GO): nucleus
Molecular function (GO): protein dimerization activity
Source: RefSeq, a predicted model, not a curated record